CCUCCGCCUCCUGGCUCGCUUUCUCUUCUUUCCCUCUCUGCCGCCGGCGGCGAACCCAACCCAAGCGAUCGUCGCCAAGUAACCAAGCAAGCGGGAGCGCGGCAGCACAAGAAGUCCCAAUCGCUUCGCUCCGCUCCGCUCCGCUCCAGGCCCCAAGGUUGUUGGCCUUCUCCCUCGCCUUCUGCCAUGGACUACACCUCGGAUGGAGAUUCUGAAGUUGAAGCUUGUGGGGAUGGCACUUUUGAGCUUCUGGUGUCAGGAAAUUUAAAAGUGAUGAGUGAUGAAGGCGUUUACCAAUGCCCCUUUCGUUCAGAUGAAGGGAAGGAAUGCAGCCUAGAUGAUCUGUUGCAGCAUGCCUUGGGAGUAGGGGCUGCACGUGACCCGCAGGAGAAAGAGAAGGCAGACUACCGUGCUCUUGCAAAACAUUUGAAGAGUAAGGCAGCUGAAUCAUCAGUUGGCUCAGUGUUGCAGCCAAUGCUUAUGGAUCCACAGGUUCCUCAACAUACCAGAGAUGAGCAGUUUGUCUGGCCCUGGAUGGGCAUCCUAGUCAAUAUGCCAAAUGAAUUCUUUGGCAAAAGUGCGAAUAGGCUGAAGGAGCAUUUCUCAUCUUUCCAUCCAGUUAAGGUCCAUCCGGUCUAUAACAGAGGUAGACCCACGCGUGAUGCUAUUGUUGAGUUUGGGAAGGACUGGAGUGGUUUUAGGAACGCACGGGCCUUUGAGAAUCACUUUACGAUGAAAGGGUACAGCAAAAGAUGCUGGAAGGAAAUGAAGUGCGGAGGUACAGAGCCUAUUGGGUGGAUGGCAAGGGCUGAUGAUUACAAUUCUCUAGGGGCAAUAGGUGAGCUACUGAGAAAAAAUGGUGAUCUUAAAACUCUCAAUGAUAUUGUGAAGGACGGGACAAAUAAAACUGACAAACUGAUGGCUAAUUUGGCUUGUCAAGUUAAAGAAAAGGAGAUGCAUUUAGAGAAACUUGAGUCUGAGUACAACAAGAGAUCUGCAUCACUUGACAUACUGAUGCAGAAGAGGGAACAACUGCUCCAGUCGUAUACUCAAGAAAUCAUGAAGAUGCGGCAGCAUUCUCAACAGAAUACACGAAGAGUUAUUGACGAGAACCGGAAGCUACAGUCAGAUCUCCAGGGAAUGAUGGAUGAGCUUGACACAAGAAACAAACAAAUUGAGGCGUUGUCUGCACAAAGUGAGUGCAACAGUAGGGAGCUUGAGUUAGAGAAGCAAAAGAAUGCGUUGAAAGCCAAUCAUCUUAGGUUGGCCGCAUUGGAGCAGCAGAAAGCUGAUGAAAAUGUUAUGAAGAUUAUGGAAAAACAAAAGAGAGAGAAAGAAGCUGUUAUAGAAAAGCUCACGAUGUUGAGCAUACAGUCAGAAAAGAAGCUCAAUCUUGAGUUAAACAUUAAGCACUUGAUGGGAAAAUUACAAGUGAUGGAGCUGAAGCCAGGAGAUGAAGAUUCUGAAUCCGGCAAGAGGAUAGAUGAACUAAGAGAGGAGCUCAGUGAGAAGAUCACUGAACUGAAUGAUGUGGAAAGCUUUAACCAAACUUUAAUUGCUAAAGAAAGCAAGAACAGUGAUGAGUUGCGAGAAGCUCGAGACGUGCUGAUAGAUGCCCUGCAGGGUUUGUCUGGCGCCACUAGUUCCCAGACGCAGAUAGGCAUCAAGAGAAUUGGUGAGCUUGACUCCAAAGUGUUUCUAAACAUGUGCAAGCGGAAAUUUUCUGCAGAGGAUGCUGAAGUGGAAAGCGCUAUCCUGUGUUCAAAGUGGCAGAAGGAAAUUAGCAAUCCAGAAUGGAAUCCUUUCAAGGCUAUUAUGGUCGAUGGAAAUACGCUGGAAGCAAUCAGGGAGGAUGACAAGAAGCUCCUGGAACUGAAGGAGUGCAGUGAAGAAGCCUAUGCUGCGGUAACGAAGGCACUGAAUGAGCUGAAGGAUGUCAAUGGCAGGAGGAGGGAUCCUUUCCCUGAGCUGUGGAACUACGAGGAGGGGCUUAAAGCACAGACGACUGAAGCAGUUCGGUAUGCUCUGAAGCUGUGGAACGCAAGCAAGGUGAAGGGCAAGAGAAGGCGUUGAGCUCAACGCAGUGGCCUCAUCCUGGUUGAAUCAAUUAAGGCCCUGUUAUGAGACUACUACAGCCCUAUAGACUUGUUGUUCUUAGGCAGAGCUGUCUAUUUUGGAGUGGAGUGCAAUGGUAGUUAACCAGUUAACCUGGUGCCUUUCGCUGGGCCUUUAUAUAUAUGUACUCUGAAACCCAGUCGCAAUUC
Setaria italica (foxtail millet) is the source of this 2264-nucleotide messenger RNA. Its product is annotated as factor of DNA methylation 1. Gene Ontology annotation, biological process: gene silencing by siRNA-directed DNA methylation. Lineage: Eukaryota; Viridiplantae; Streptophyta; Magnoliopsida; Poales; Poaceae. The record is from RefSeq and is a predicted model, not a curated record. The coding region runs from base 187 to 2073 and encodes 628 amino acids. The transcript is spliced from 7 exons.